AUGUCCGUCGUCACGCUCUUGGGCGUCAAGGUGGUGAACAACCCCGCCAAGUUUACCGACAAGUACGAGUUUGAAAUCACUUUCGAGUGCCUCGAGGCUCUGGAGAAGGAUCUCGAGUGGAAGUUGACCUAUGUCGGGUCGGCCACUUCGGACCAGUAUGACCAGGAGCUUGACUCCCUCCUCGUUGGACCCGUCCCCGUUGGCGUAAACAAGUUCCUCUUCGAGGCCGAUGCUCCCAACACGUCCCGCAUACCCGACGCCGACAUACUUGGUGUUACCGUCAUUCUCCUGACGUGCGCCUACGAUGGCCGCGAGUUUGUGCGCGUCGGAUACUACGUCAACAAUGAAUACGACUCGGAGGAGUUGAGUGCGGAGCCCCCUGCCAAGCCCGUCAUCGAGCGCGUCAAGCGUAACGUGCUUGCGGAGAAGCCUCGCGUCACCCGCUUUGCCAUCAGAUGGGAUUCCGAGGCCUCUGCCCCUGCCGAGUUCCCGCCAGAGCAGCCCGAGGCCGACCUCGUAGCGGAUGGCGAAGAAUACGGCGCUGAGGAGGCCGAAGAGGAAGCCACCGAAGAAGUCGAGCACGACGCCGAAGCCAAGACAGCCGGCGAGGACGCGGAGAUGGCCGGUGUGGAUCCAGAGCCGGAGAACGGGCAAGAGAACGGACAUGAGGAAGACGGCAUGUCCGACGAUGGCUCUGUCGACAUUGAGGGCGAGAGCGAAGACGAACUCGAGGAGGAGGAGGCCGAGGCCGAGGUUGGCGAGGACGACGCCAUGGAGGUGGACGAGACCGAGAAGCCAGCCAACGCACCCGCAUCCAAGCCCGUCACUGUCGCUUCUUGA
Hirsutella rhossiliensis is the source of this 840-nucleotide messenger RNA. Its product is annotated as ASF1 like histone chaperone domain-containing protein. The transcript has 4 exons. Gene Ontology annotation, biological process: nucleosome disassembly; nucleosome assembly; DNA replication-dependent chromatin assembly. The record is from RefSeq and is a predicted model, not a curated record. Gene Ontology annotation, cellular component: nucleus. Lineage: Eukaryota; Fungi; Ascomycota; Sordariomycetes; Hypocreales; Ophiocordycipitaceae. Gene Ontology annotation, molecular function: histone binding. Bases 1 to 840 code for a protein of 279 amino acids.